AUGGAGAACCCUGCUCGCGAACAAAAACUAGCCUCGCUCUCCAAAUCCAUCACCACCCUUCAAACCCAACAAAGCGAGCUCGAAGCCGAGCUGGCCGAGCUCACCUCCAAGCUGAGCUCCAGACAAAACCCGUCUACCACUGUACAGCGCCACAUCCGCCUCUUGCACGAGUACAACGAGAUCAAAGAUGUCGGACAGGGCCUGAUGGGACUAAUUGCAGACGCACAUGGUGUGCGGCAGAUCGAAGUGCAGAAAGAGUUUGGUGUCAAGGAGGACGACUGA
Penicillium alfredii is the source of this 282-nucleotide messenger RNA. RefSeq names its product SWI5/SAE3 family protein. The record is from RefSeq and is a predicted model, not a curated record. Gene Ontology annotation, biological process: meiotic DNA recombinase assembly involved in reciprocal meiotic recombination; double-strand break repair via homologous recombination; meiotic joint molecule formation. Lineage: Eukaryota; Fungi; Ascomycota; Eurotiomycetes; Eurotiales; Aspergillaceae. Gene Ontology annotation, cellular component: Swi5-Swi2 complex; Swi5-Sfr1 complex. The transcript is spliced from 3 exons. Bases 1 to 282 code for a protein of 93 amino acids.